This is a messenger RNA of Anisakis simplex (herring worm), 336 nucleotides long. NCBI's taxonomy places the organism in Eukaryota, Metazoa, Nematoda, Chromadorea, Rhabditida, Anisakidae. The record is from the annotation of a GenBank genome assembly.
AUGCUUGAAGCUGGUCGUGUAUUCGAGUCGUUGGGUCAGUACAAACAAGUAGGUGUUUCGGAACGAGGUGGUUCGAUUCGUGCCUCGGUGAUGGGCGCCGAUGGUGGGUAUCACUGGGAGACGAUCGAGACGGUUAAAAUGGAUGAGUUGUUAGGGAUGUUCGGUUUAUCACAUCAUGUUGAGUGGUUGUUUUUGGAUGUGGAAGGCGCCGAAUAUGAUUUGUUACCGAUUUUAUUGUCGCGUUUAAGUGAUCGAAGUGGUAGUGUUGAACAAGCGAACGAUACGAGUGCAAUGGCAUUUUGUCAGGUGAUUUCAAAUUUAUCUUCUCUUUUGUAG